Molecule: messenger RNA, 990 nt
Organism: Staurois parvus
Lineage: Eukaryota; Metazoa; Chordata; Amphibia; Anura; Ranidae
Source: the annotation of a GenBank genome assembly
AUCGGGCUGGACUCCGGGCAGAGGCACAUCGGGCUGGACUCCGGGCAGAGGCACAUCGGGCUGGACUCCGGGCAGAGGCACAUCGGGCUGGACUCCGGGCAGAGGCACAUCGGGCUGGACUCCGGGCAGAGGCACAUCGGGCUGGACUCGGGCAGAGGCACAUCGGGCAGGACUCCGGGCAGAGGCACAUCGGGCAGGACUCCGGGCAGAGGCACAUCGGGCAGGACUCCGGGCAGAGGAGGUCUCGGGCCCUCAGGCGGAGCGGCGGGCGCGGACCCCCCAUGCGGAGUUGACAGGUCUCGGGCCCCCCAGGCGGAGCGGCGGGCGCCGGACCCCCAGAUGGAGAGCGACAGGUCUCGGUGCCCUCAGGCGGAGCGGCGGGCGCCGGAACCCAGGUGGAGCGACAGGUCUCGGGCCCUCAGGCGGAGCGGCGGCGCGCGGACACCCCCAGGUGGAGCGUCAGGUCUCGGGCCCUCAGAGCGGAGCGGCGGGCGCCGGACCUCCCCCAGGAUGGAGCGACAGGUCUCGGGCCCUCAGGCCGCGGCGGGCGGGCGCCGGAACCCCCAGGUGGAGCGACAGGUCUCGGGCCCCCAGAGCGGUGCGGAGGCGGAAAGGUCUCGGGCCCCAGGCGGAAGCAAGGGCGGGCGCCGGGACCCCCAGGUUGGAGCGGACAGGUCUCAAGCCCCCAGACGAAGCGGCGGGCACCGAGUCCCAGGCAGACAGUGGGGCACCGAGUCGUCUGGCAAGACUGCGGGCACCGAGUCAACAACAACUGGCGGAACAGCGGGCACCGAGUCAACUCGGCGGAAACUGCGGGGCAACCCCCCGGAAGGGGUCUGGGUCAAGAUGGGGCACCGAGUCGUCUGGCAAACGCGGGACUGCGGAAGAUGCGGGCACCGAGUCGUCUGGCAAGACUGCGGGCACCGAGUCGUCUGGCAAGACUGCGCGGCACGAGUGGCACCGAGUCGUCUGGCAAGACUGCGGGCACCG